AUGGACGGUCCAGCCCUCGUGCCCGACGAUGUGCUCGACCCGCCGCCUCCCCCGCCGCCGCGACUGUUUGAACGCCUCCGACAGAUAGCUGGAUAUACUUGGGACGAAGCGACGCCGCCCUUCCACUCGUCGUAUGACUACUGGCAUGUUUUCGGCACCCGAUACGUCUAUCCCACUCUGCCGCCCUCUACCUCGUCGCAGAACGCCUCUAACCCCGGCUCUGUAUCCAAACUCCAGUCGGGUCGUCCAACUCCCUCCGACCAUGGCGGCCCUCUCUCCAGCUACAGCUUCGGCUACAGCAGCGAACCCCCCGCCUCCCCGCUGCCUGCUGCCCACUCCAAUCCCAUCGCCUCGCCAUCCUCCACCGACGUAGCGUACAUCGAAGAGCCCGUCGUGGCGCGCGUAUCCCAUCAUGCCCUCCGCGAGGAGAGGGCCUUCCAGAUCGCCAAAAGCGUCUCGACGACGGCCGACCCCAAUGGCGACCACAUCGUAAAACCUCUCGAUUUGAUUCGGCUGAGCCCGACGACCGGCGACCGUGGCGCCAUCGUCGUCGCCAUAUACCAACAUCCAGGCCACAACCACCUGUUCGACGUCUUAGACAUGGGCCCUGCCUUUUACGAGGCGCGCAAAGAUGGCGAUACAUAUCGAGCUAUCCACUACCGACCAACGCUUCAAGCCCCCAUCAGCCUUCGACUGUUUCUCGAUUUCGCCAUUGGCGCGGCCCAGUGCUUGGAGAUCCUCCACCAUAGUCGCGGCAUGGUUCACGGCGAGAUCCGAGGCGAUGCUUUCCAUUUCAACGCCGAAGAAAACAAGGUCCGAGUCAUGUCCUUUGGUUCUGGCACCAGGUCCUUCGAGCAUGGCUUGACUAGCACCGGCUGGUCUUUACUCUCCAAAGAACUGGGAGGCAGGAAUAAGCUGCUGUAUAUCAGCCCCGAACAAACCGGUCGAAUGCCCGCCGAGCCUGAUAGCCGUACCGACAUUUACUCGCUCGGCGUUGUCUUUUGGAGCCUCCUUACUCAACAACCCGUCUACACGGGAGAUUCAGCUCUCGAUAUUGUACAAAGCGUGCUCGGCCGCAGAAUCCCCAAUGUGGCAACCGUACGGAUGGAUAUACCAGAUGUUAUCGGGCGGAUCAUCCAGAAAUGCACGGCUAAAAACGUUGCUGACCGCUACCACUCAGCUAGCGGACUACGUCACGAUUUAGUCUGCGUCCAAGAGUAUCUCGAAGAUGGGAACACAAAGGCCCUCAAGGAGUUCAAACUCGGAACAAGUGAUGUGUCGUCGUUCUUCAUGCUCCCGACCUCCAUGAUUGGCCGGCAGGAGGAGAAAGCCGCCGUUCUCAAAGUUAUUAACCGUGUUGCUAAAAGCCAUGCCGCUCAACGCAAGGGCCCUACCAGCAGGUUCUCAGACGGAGCCAGCCUUACCGAGAUCAUGACCUUUGAUGACAUUUCUAGCGAAGGCGGUGCCAGCUCUCUUGAUGGCCAUAACCGCAGGAGCGGAUCGUUUGCUCAGACUAUAUCAUCUGAAACUCGACAAACAAAAAACAGCUUAUUCCCUACAAUCAUAUCCGAGACCAUGACCUUGUCAACCGACACCACUUCGUCAUCCCAGUCUACAGCCGCCAUGUAUCCUAGAUUUACGAGGCCAUGGGAGCGAUGGGAGCGCCACCAGUCCAUUUCUCUGGGUUCCCUGGACUCCUCAAGCAUGGUCGAGAGCCUAAAUGUGGAAGGGCCUCGUGGCCCGAUGGACAUCGGUGCGUCCAGCCUGUCUAGACAGCUUGGCUCGGCUAAAUUUCGACGUCAUGGGCACUGCGAAGUCAUCAUGGUGGAAGGUGUUGGCGGUGUGGGAAAGAGUCUAUUCGUGCAGUCAGUCCUGGCUGAUGCUCGGCGUAAUGGCUACUGCGCGACGGCCAAAUUCGACACCGCCAAGAGAACGCCGUUUGGACCGCUACUUAAGCUUCUAUCUUCACUAUUCAAACAAGUUUGGGGUGAAAGGGAUACAAAUACACCCUUUCACGUGGGCCUAAAGCAAUACAUUCGUCCAGUAUGGCCAAUGCUGCACCGGGUCCUAGGAUUGCCAGAAUUUCUCCUUGGUCCGCCGGACGCGAAUAUCAUGCGGCCCAUCUCGUCAUCUCAGAGCUCAGGCUCACGCAAGGACUCGCGGCCACAGCUGAAGCGCAGGACAUCGUCUCCUGGAGAAUCUCCCGGGUCAUUACCGCGAAUCGCGGCAGGAUAUGGAAUGCAAUCUUCUCAAGACUACCUCUGCGCUGGAGCAUCAACCAAAACCAUGCGUUUGAUCAACACCAUCCUGGAUGUACUCAGGGUCUUCACCGCUCACAAGUUUAUUUGUUUCUGCCUGGAAGACUUGCACUUUGCCGAUGACGAAUCUCUUGAGCUCAUCUCCCAGAUCAUAGCCGCCAGGAUGAAGAUGGUUGUCAUCGUAACGUACAGACCGGAAGAGCUUUCAAUAACAAAACUCCGGGCUAUGCUGCAGCCCCCGGAAUCGGAUGGUGAUUAUACCUCUCUGCUUACGGUCCCACGAGAUGCUGAUGGCCUGCUAGAUAACCCUCGCAGUGCGCGCCCGCAGGUUACGAGAAUUACGCUCAAUCCACUCAGCGAAGAUGAUAUCCUUCAAUAUGUGUCGACAACUCUCUCUAGGCCACGGGAAGAAAUUCUCUCACUUGCUCUAGUUAUUCAGUCCAAGACAGCCGGCAACCCGUUCUACAUGCGAGAAAUGCUUAGCGCCUGCCAUAGAAAGAAGUGUAUUUGGUAUGACUACCGUGAUAGCCAAUGGCACUAUGACAUGGAUAGACUAUUCGCACAGUUUCAAGGCGAGAAGGAUUAUGAUGUUUUAGAUACCGCCUUUAUCACUCAUCGACUAGCCGAGUUACCGUCUGCUGCGCGAGCAGUACUUGCUUGGGCGGCUCUCCUGGGAGGCUCAUUCUCAUUCGAGCUCUUAUGCCGACUUAUGAGCGGAGAGUUUGACUACCAUGAAGACGAUGGGAUGGUUUGUCCGGACAAUGUCACCCAGCGCGCCUACACCGAAGGGGAAGCUGUCGCAGGAUUACAAGCGGCUAUUCAGUCUUACAUCAUUGUACCAACCGAGUCCGAUGACCGCUUUCGUUUCGCACACGACCGCUAUGUUCAAGCGUCUUCAGCUUUGAAGGAGUGUAAUGCUCGAAAGAUGCACUUCAUCAUAUCGCAGACGCUUUUGAAAUACUACGCGGUUGAAGCUAGGCAGCGCGAUAGCACUGCUUCACAUAUUUGCACCGCCGUCGAAAUAAUCAAGCGUCGGGUACGUUGCCGUCGGGAGUUUCGUAAACUGCUCAUGGAGUGUGCGCAGGCUGCGACAGAGAACGGCGCUCGACCUACGGCGGUCAAGUAUUAUAAUGCGGCGGUCUUACUCUUGCAGGACAACCCGUGGUCUGACGAUGUCGAGGAUGCCUCUUAUGACGAAACCAUUCAGCUUUACCUCCGAGCGGCUGAAUGCCAUCUAUACAUGAACCAAGUGACCUCGGCCGGUGAUCUUCUGUCUAUCAUCCUGAGCAAUGCCAAUAAUCCGGUAGACAAAGCGCCGGCGUAUGUCUUACAGUCACGGAUAUUUGCGCAGAGUGGCAACUCCCCGGCGGCACUUGCUUCUCUCAAAGAAUCUCUGGCUUUACUCGGCAUUUCCCUCGAUGAAGAAGCGUCGUAUGAGAAAUGUGACGAAAGAUUCCACAAAAUUGCGGCCCAGAUACAAAGUACGGACCGCCAGACAAUUCUCAGUCACAAGAAAUCGAGUGACCCCUCCAUGGCAUCCAUCAGUGCGGUGUUUGCCGAGACUACCAAUGCGGCCUGGUGGACCGAUCAUCUGCAGUUUUACCAUCUUAGCCUGAUUUUAUUUGAUACCCAUCUUUCUCGAGGCUCUUUCCCGCAGUCUGGUAUGGCAUUUCUCAACCUGUCUGUUGUGGCAAUGUCGCGUUUCAACAUGAUCCCGUUGGCCAUAGAACUGGCCAUGAUAUCCCAGGAUCUGUUAUUUCAGGCCCGUGACGCCUACUCGCUGGCACGGGGUGAGAUGCUACAUCAGUGCUUUAUUGGGCAUGCACACUGCUCCCUGCCGCAGUCUAUCUCCCAGAUGGACGACGCAAUCGAGCUGGCGUCUGUUGCAGGUGACAGAAUGUCGACAAUCCACAGCUAUGGCAUAGCCGCUCAGAUUAAAUUCUUUGCGAGCGAGAAUUGCUCCGAGCUUGAAACGUUCUGUGAGCUAGCCUGCGAAGAGAUUACCAAAUGGGCCUGUGACACCAGAGGUGGAGUAAUGCUCCUUGCUGUCAGACAAGCCUGCCGGGCGCUACAGGGCAAAACUCGCGCUCACAACCCUUUGGAGGUCAUGACCGACGGUGAGCACAAUAGUGCAUCGUACAAGCGGUUACUGGCGGAACGGACCAAAGGUAGCACUCGCCCUAUGUUGUUUUACGAAAGUUUAGAAAUCGUCGUCUUAUUCUUAUAUGGCCAUUAUGACCGGGCCAUUGAGGUUGGAGAUAAAUGUAUUGAUCAUCUCGAUGACAUUUGGUCAUCACGAAAUACCAGAUUGAUUGUCCUCUUCUACGGGCUGGCACUCGCGGGCCACCUGCUUCGGAAGAUUCAAGAUCCGCGAAGCCAGCCAGGAGAAUUCUCCGAAGAGACUCAAAAGCUGGCAGAGCGGCUCAAGGGGUAUUUGAAACUGAUCACGGAUUGGACAACGGUAUCCAAUGUAAAUUACCUGACAUGGGCAAAACUUUUGGAAGCACAAAUGGCAGAGCUGUCCGGCCAACACGGUGAUUGUAUUCAACACUACGAAGAGGCUUUGGACCAUGCCGCCGAGCACGAUUUCAUUCUGGAAGAAGCUCUCGGCAACUACCUCAUGGCGGGCUUCUUCAUCCGACGCAGGGCGCGGCGGUCUGCCCGUGCCGCUCUUCUAGAUGCCCUGAGCUUAUAUAGGCAAGUGGCAGCUACGGGUGUUGCUCAUGCCAUUGAGGAAGAGCACUCCCUUCUCUUGCAUGGGCCGACUCGAAACCAUCGCGUUGCGGAUAUGGGUGUCCAGACCGAUUUUGUCACCGACGCACCUUCAGUCCAAUAUCGCCCUGUGGAUGGUGAAGAAGAUGACGUCCUGACCCAGAUUCCUUCCAACACCUUGACAGAGGCAAAGGGAGAGCAGAUUGGAGCCUGGAGAAAUUCGAUGCACAUGCAGACAGAAGACGGUGGUGGGCUCCCUGCUCUCGAUAUGAUCGAUUUGCACGCAAUCCUCAAGUCUUCGCAGGUCAUUUCGUCACUGCUACAGGUAGAAGAACUGCUUAAGACCAUGUGCGAUGUCAUUUUGCAGACAUGUGGUGGUUCAGCUACAAAUGCCGCUAUUGUGGUCUAUGCGGAAUCGGACGGCUGGUGUGUAGCUGCAAGUGGUGAUCCGGAGAAGGGAGCUUCAGCACACAAACCAGCCCUACCCCUCACAGACACCCCUCUGAUUGCUGAGAAUGUUGUGCUUUACUGUACACGUUUCAUGGAAACUGUCUUCAUAUCGGAUAUCGUCUCUGACGAAAGAUUUAGCAACGUGAAUGAGUCUUGGCUACAAAGGAAUCCAACGAGCAAAUCGAUCAUUGCCAUCCCAAUACGCCAUGCGAACAAGCCACUGCUUGGCGUUUUGUAUCUCGAAGGCGUCCCCGGAUCAUUCACAGAUCGCAACGUAACCGUUCUCCAGCUCUUGGUCAACCAAAUCAGCAUUAGUUACUCCAAUGCCCUGUCAAUAAAGAACAUUGAGAAGAUCUCGGCAGAGAACCAUUCCAUGGUGGAGGUACAAAAACGAGCACUCAAGAAAGCCAUCGAGGCAGAGGCAAAGGCAAAGAACGCAGAGGCAGAGGCGAAGCGCAAUGUCAAAUUGGCCGAAGAAGCAGCCAAAGCCAAGUCUAUUUUCUUGGCCAACGUCUCACACGAGCUGCGGACGCCUCUAAACGGAGUCAUUGGCAAUUCGGAACUUUUACGGGACAGCAACUUGAACAGAGACCAGCUUGAAAUGGCAGAUUCCAUCCGGGUCUCGGCCGAUCUUCUGCUUACUGUUAUCAACGAUAUACUUGACUUUUCCAAGAUGGAAGCUGACAAGAUGAAGCUUUAUAUUAUUGCUUUCAACCCCGAAGAAAUGGUCAGGGAAGUCGUUCGAGCAGUCUCUUAUAGCAACCGAGAGAAGACAUCCAAAAAGAACGUCAAGAUUGUUCAUGACAUUAAUCUGCCAUCCAUGCUAAUCUACGGCGACCCAAUCCGCCUCCACCAAGUUCUCGGAAACCUCAUUGGUAAUAGCUUAAAGUUCACUGAGGACGGAUCUAUCACCAUUGGCGCCCGGCUGGACGAGGAGACUAAGGAGAGGGCAACUUUGACAUUCUGGGUCCGAGAUACAGGAAUCGGAAUUCCAAAAGAACAGUUGGCGAAGCUAUUCCAGCCAUUUAGCCAGGCCGACGCCAGCACGGCUAGAAAAUAUGGUGGAAGUGGACUUGGACUGAGUAUCUGCAAGUCACUCAUCGAAAUCAUGAUGCAAGGAACGAUUCAGCUCGAGAGUGAACCGAAUCUCGGCACUACUGCCUGGUUCACAGUCUCCUUUGAAAGAGCCAAGCCAGAUGUUGCUGCCGGAGAUGCCCAAUCCCAAGCGCUCCCGCCUAUUGACAGAUAUUCGACAAGAACUUCUUCAUUCGUGGACCGAGCUUCCUCUCCGAACCCGUAUCUCGAUCUUACGCGGAUUCCCAAAGAGGACAUUCGUAUCUGUGUGGCGGAAGAUAAUCCUAUUAAUCAAAGGAUUGCCAUCCAAUAUGUACAGCGCCUGGGUUAUACCAGUGUUAGUGCAUAUGAAAAUGGACUCAAGGCUGUUGAAGGCCUUCGACAAAAGGCUAGAGAAGGUAUCCCGUAUCACAUCGUCCUUAUGGAUGUCCAAAUGCCGAUUCUCGAUGGAUAUGAAGCUACCAAGCUCAUUCGAAGCGACCCAAUCGACGAAGUUCGGAAAAUCCUGGUGAUAGCUAUGACAGCAUCGGCAAUUCAAGGCGACAGAGAGAAGUGUCUGGCUGCUGGUAUGAAUGACUACCUUGCAAAGCCGGUUCGGGCAGAGGUGCUUAAACGGAAGCUGGACGCGUACAUGAGCAAUUCAAAUUCUGUUCCUCCCUUGUCCACUCCGUCUCCGUCAAACGCGAUCACGUAUCCAGGUUCUGCUAUGAAUGGAUAUAACGACGUGGUACCGAAUGUUCCAAAGCUACCCCCGCCUCCAAGGAAGCCCCUUCCUAGCGAUACAUCCAGCACAAGCUCUGAUUCGGUCGUUCGGAAGCCGGUUCCUCUCAGGUCCGGAUCAGGUUCGCUGCGCGACUCGCUACUUGACGGCGCUCAGUCGGAAGAGUUCCAGCACCCUGGCAGUCCCAUCUUUGAUGUUGAAGAGCUCGAAACUCCUUUUGGUGACGAUUCCGUUGCGAGUCAAGCAGAUACCAAGAGCGGAUCGACAAGCAGGACAUCUAGUGAUCAAGACUCCGACUCUGGGCCAAGAAGAGGAUCCACUGCAAAGGGGCAAAAGAGUCAGCCUCGCAAAUUGACAAAGAGCCGCGAGAACAGCACCAUUGAGGUGAAAUUUGAGAAUGGCACCCAGGAGCCAAUCAUUAAAGAACUCUAG
Trichoderma gamsii is the source of this 7647-nucleotide messenger RNA. Its product is annotated as hsp90-like protein. Gene Ontology annotation, molecular function: ATP binding; phosphorelay sensor kinase activity; histidine phosphotransfer kinase activity. Gene Ontology annotation, biological process: phosphorelay signal transduction system; protein autophosphorylation. The record is from RefSeq and is a predicted model, not a curated record. Lineage: Eukaryota; Fungi; Ascomycota; Sordariomycetes; Hypocreales; Hypocreaceae. The transcript is spliced from 2 exons. The coding region runs from base 1 to 7647 and encodes 2548 amino acids.